Molecule: messenger RNA, 7663 nt
Organism: Toxorhynchites rutilus septentrionalis
Lineage: Eukaryota; Metazoa; Arthropoda; Insecta; Diptera; Culicidae
Gene: inaE
Product: diacylglycerol lipase-alpha
Exons: 11
Coding region: 1292-5275 (1327 amino acids)
Biological process (GO): lipid metabolic process
Cellular component (GO): postsynaptic membrane; dendrite membrane
Source: RefSeq, a predicted model, not a curated record
AUUCGUUCGCUCGUUCGCUCAGUCGUGAGUUUCCACUAGGAUCGAACGCGUCGGUGUUCCUCGCUCGGUGCUCUUUUCCCGCGUCGUGUGUUCGCGUGUGUGUGUUUGUGCGUAUACAUGAAAAGUUGAUCCUGAGCUGUGCUGUGCUGUGCUAAGAUUUGGUCCCCUUUUCCCAUUCAGCUUUUCGGUGUGACAUUGCGGACACAAUGGGGCGGUGUGAGUGAGCAGGCAUUGUUACGGUUCGUGGUCGGGUCAUAUCCGUUGUUGGGUGGCGUCGAGUCUUUCUGCUGGUGGCUAGCCUAACCUGUCUCCCCCUCAUAACCACCGCGCACACAGUGUUCCUUUUUCGUGAGUUUUGCGAUUUUGUUUUUGCGGAGAAAAGGUGAUUAAAGUUGGGAGAAAUUGAUUCCCCGAAAUUGGACGGGAUUAACGAGUGAAAACACAUCACAUCGACAGAGUGACAAGUGCUGCGAGACAAUGUGUAGUGAUGGUUGCGGAAAAAUCUUUUAGCGGAAAACACAACUUCCAGUGGGAGUGAAAUAUCAAUGAAUCAAGCAAUGGUGUGAGUUCCAACGCCACCCACCCCCACAUUCUCUGUACCUCUCUCUCAUCUGUGUUGUGUAUUGUGGUCCCGUCAGUGUGUGUAUACCGAUUUUUUCUCGUGCAGUAUUCUCUCGGUCCGUCCGUUUCCUUCCGUGACCUAGUUUCGUUGUUUUUUGCCCACACCGGAAAGGAAGCGCCUCUUAGAGUAUACGACAGCGAAAAAUCAAAGCCGAAAUAGGCUGUGCCGGGCCAGCAGGCAGGUAGCGGCGCGGGGUGUGAUUUAUCUGCAAUGCGUGAUUUUUAGUCUUCUUCACCCCCUACCCCUUCGAGUGCUUUCCAGUUGUUGCCACCCACAACGCCGAAAAAUGUGCAGUGCAAUAGUGUGAUAGCGAUCUUGAGGCGGUAGGCUUGCAAAUUAGCGUGUACCAAUCACGCCAGCCAAUUCCAAUCGGGAUGUAUAUCAAUCAGUGCCGAUUCAAGGGUCCAACAGUAGACGACCCAUCGCUGGCAGCGGCACCGGAAAAGCGCUAGGAAACAACACUACCGUCGUUUUACCUUCGUCGGCUCGGAAAAAGGUUGCGCUGAGCAACCAGGUGCCUCCAUCGGAGCGUGUGCUUGCUAAACAACGUGUGCGUUUGGGUUUGGGUUUGUUUUCGGCUUCUACCCCCCCCCCACCGAAGGACUUCCACACAUCCGUUGAGAUAAGCUUUGCGGUGAGGAAAGGUCAGCGGAGAGCGAACCAUCGAAGAUGCCCGGCAUUGUGGUAUUCCGUCGGCGCUGGUCCGUCGGUUCCGACGAUCUCGUCGUACCAGGACUGUUCCUCUUCAUCAUCCACCUGAUAUGGCUGACAGUUCUCGCGGUGGUAACGGGUGUGUUCCAGUACGACCGCUCUGUACGAUGCAUAGAGCUGUUGUGGUAUUUUCAAAUCGGUUACCUCACAAUACUAAGUUUGUGCGUCCUACUUGAACUUGCCAUCUGCGUAGUCUCCAUGCGAGGUAGCAUAUUGGACACCGGACCCCGCGCAUCGAUGCCCUAUCUGCUGUACGGUCGGGUCCUGGUGAUGCUGGUCGAUCUAACCUGGCUGAUCUUGGGUGUGGUCUGGAUGCGGGAUCACUACUUCGAGUGUCCGAUCCAGGAACCCAAGGAAACCAUGCUGGCCGUGAUCGUGUGCAAUCUGCUGGUGAUCUUCAGCAUGAUCACCACCAUCUGGUGCACGUUCGAUCCGGCCGGCCGGUCUUGGGUCAAGAUGAAGAAGUACCAGCGAUCGAUGCGGGAAUCGGAGUCACGGUUCAACUACAAACGCAGCGGCAGCCGGAGUCGGAACUGGCGCCAGCGAAAGGUUAUACGGGCGUACCAGGAUAGCUGGGACCAUCGGUGUCGGUUGCUGUUUUGCUGUAUGGGCAACAGUGACCGAAGCAGGAACUCGUUCACCGAUAUCGCUCGGUUGCUGAGUGAUUUUUUCCGCGAUCUGGACGUGGUGCCGUCGGAUGUGGUGGCGGGAUUGGUGCUGUUGAGAAAGUUCCAGAAGCUGGAACGGGAUGCGAUUGUGAGUCAGCGAAAAAAUGGUACCUAUGAGUUUUUAUCCGGGGUACCGGUUACUGCCAAUACUCAGUUCCUGGCGUUGAACGAUUCCAAGGAUUACGACCAUUUUCAAGCCGUCAUCCGCUACAUGUACUUUGCGCAGGGUGCCUACGGUUGGCCCAUAUUUCUGGUGACACACUCACUAACCGGGACGUGUCAGCUCGGCUCCGAGCUGACAUGUUGUCUGUCCUGUUGCCGGCGAAAGACCGGUGUCGAUGUGGUGGAAGACAAUUGUUGCUUUUGCAACUAUGCUGCCCUCAAGAAGAUGCUCCAAGUGGGAGAGGUGGAGGUUGUGUACGCAACGUAUCACGUAGAUAUCGGCGAGACGCCGUUCUUCGUCGCUGUGGACUACAACUACAGUAAGGUCGUCGUCAGUAUACGGGGGACGCUCAGCAUGAAGGAUGUGCUGACAGAUCUGAACGCGGAAGGUGAGUGCCUUCCGUUGAAUCCUCCCCGAGAGGAUUGGCUUGGGCACAAGGGAAUGGUCCAGGCGGCGAUCUACAUCAAGAAAAAACUCGAAGAAGAGAAUCUCAUUCAGAGGGCACUCGCUCACAACCCAGCUCGAGGGACGCAGGACUUCGGACUGGUGCUGGUUGGACACUCGCUAGGCGCCGGAACGGCCGCAAUCUUAGCGAUUCUGAUGAAGCAAGAGUACGAAGAUUUGCACUGCUACAGCUACUCGCCACCAGGGGGAUUGUUAAGCAUGCCCGCGGUGGAAUACAGCAAGUCGUUCAUAACGUCCGUAGUAGUCGGCAAAGACGUGGUUCCCCGGAUUGGUCUGCACCAGAUGGAGGCACUGCGAGCGGAUCUCAUCAAUGCAAUCCAGCGGAGCAUAGAUCCCAAGUGGAAGACGAUCGCCUGUUCGGUCAUUUGCUGUUGCUGUGGGCCCGAGCCCACCUCUGUGACGAUGAUGUCCACUAAAAUGGAAAACGUCCAACGGUACGAACAGGAUCGUAAUAGUGCCCGCCAAAGUACCGUUCAUCCGACAGACAACUCAAUCGCCCUCACACUGCACCACCCACUCUACCCACCCGGACGGAUAAUUCACAUCGUGCGACACCAUCCCAGCCAGGAGGAACACAAGUACGAGAGGGGUUGGAGCAGACAGAUGCUGAAGAAGCACGAACCCGUCUACCAGGCAAUUUGGGCGAACAACACCGACUUCGACGAGGUGCUCAUCUCCCCCGUGAUGGUCCAGGACCACAUGCCGGACAAAGUGCUGGCUGCGCUCAACAAGGUUAUAACCACCAUCGGCCCCCGUAAACCCCAGCGCCAGUCAUCGAACGCCAACUCAUCGAUCGCCUCGGAUGUCAUCGAAGAAAUGUUCCCCGAUGGACAGCAGCAGCACCAGCAGCUUAUCUGUCAGGAACCCAUCGAAGCACCACUCCUCGCUCCACUUCAGAGUCCUGCAUCACCUUCUGUACCGCACAAAAUUUGUCUGGAGACGUCCUUUACCAAUCUUCAAACGCCCGGCCAGGAGCAAACCCACCCACCUAGCAAAGCAUCCUCAGUAGCGGGGGGCAGCACAUUUGGCGCUCGCAGUCAAAUGUCGAGCAUCAUGGAUGACAGCGGUGUUCCGAAAAGUCUCUCCGGACCAAGUGAGGCUACGACCGUGAUCCUGAACGAACACCUCGGCCAGCAGAAGCACCCACACCACCAUUGGGCGCCAAGUUCCGCCAGCAAUGCUACGACUGCCAAGAUGGUGAACUUUGACGCUUCGCCGAACGUGACCCGGGCGGAGACAACUCAACGAAAGCCAAUAAGUUUGUCCUGGAACGGCACCCGACAGAACUCGUGUGAUCUUGGGAAGAUCGAUCUCAUCCACGACGAUUGGUUCGGACUCGCACCGUUGGCAAGUCCCGAGAGUUUGUCGGAGCUUUCCAGCAUUAGUUCGCGAGCUAGCGUUGGGGUGAACUUGGCUUCCAGCAUCGAUCGGUAUUUGGAGAAGAUAAGCGAGAACAAAGAGUCGAGAGGCGAUGGGACGGAUCCCUUGCUCGAGUCGCAGCUGCACACUCCCAAGGUGAUGCGACGGACGCCGAAGGUAAGUGGGAAUCUGUCGCUGUGUGCCGAAGACAUGCGGACGAUCAACAGCUACAAGCGGAUGGGGAAGAUCUUCGUGCUGAACCGGGUGCCUUCGGAUAGUGACUCAACGGUGGAUAGUUACGAGUCGGCACAUAAUGUGAUCGUCCUCAAAGGUAACGGAAUAAUCGGUGCCGAUGAACUGACCACGGCGGGUACUUCGCCGAUCAAAGAGAACUCCAAGUCGGCAGAUAACCUCGACGAAAUUAACGCCGCACGUCAAGCGACUGUGGAUCACCGCGGUACCUCGAGUUCGGGUGGUGCUGGAACCAAGAAAACCUCAUUUACAGUAAGCGAUAGUGCGAUACAGAAGGAGUGCACCUCAAACUGUCCGUCGUGUCCCUGUCGAAGAUCCCAGGGAGAACCGUGCUGCCAGAAAUUCAACCAUCGUGAAUGCUACAAUUACAAAUACACCUCGUUCAACAUAUUCAAGUUCAACAACAGCAGGGAUAGUGGGGGUACGCAUGACACCAGCAAGACGGCCAGCUCCAGUGACACCUAUCAUAGCGCUCUGUCUUCGUUGACCGGCGAUCUUGACCACAGCGGUUCCAGUACAAAUAACUUUAUCUCCAGCAGUAGCAGUAGCAGUAGCAGUAGGACUCUUCAGAACACAAGUCUCAAACCGGGCGUUUUGGAGUCACAUUUUCCCGUCCAUCAGGAGGUACCCUCCGAUGAGCAUCUCUCGCUUCUCUCGAACCCCGUCGGAGGCAGUCCGAUUCGAUUGUCCACCGUUGCAGCGAUCAACAGCCAACGGCUGAAUCUGAAGAAUCAACUAGCUGGCUCGUCCGCCAGCAAGCGCUUCCACAACGAGGACGACAUCGGUGCGUUCUCCCGUAACGAGUCCCUCCCGCUGCUGGCGAAUCUCGUGGAAAAAUCAUCCCCAACCAAUUUCGUCCGCAAGAAGAAUUCCGUCUAUCCCAGCACCGCUGGUCAUCCCAUCGCCACGGCAGGUUUCAGCGCUGGGAGCAACAGCAAUGGCGGCGGGAGCAUCGCAACCAUCCAUUCGUCCUCGUCGUACUCAUCGGUGAAUUCAUCGCCCGGUCGGCAUCCGAAGGGCGAGAGCAAUGUGUGAGGGGCUCACCACGGCUCGGAAAUCUUAGUUUAGUGCAACUAUACUCAACCAGCGGCUCAGAAAUCAUUAGCAUUGUUUUUUGACGUAGGACUACGUCCCUCAGUAACGUUUUGAUAAAAUAGAAAUAGCAAAUGCAGCUUUCGUUCUACGGACAAUGUGGAUAGAGAAAACAUUGCAAUUUGAGUUUCGCCCGUUUUCAUUUAUUAUUUAUUUAUUUAUUCAGAAGAAUAUUCUUGUAACGUAAGACAAUAAUGUUUUUGAUGUAACAAUGUGGAUGAAAUAUGGGGUUACUUAUUCAGUUUUGCUACUACUUAUAGCUCUUUUUUUUCUACUCGUUAAGUGUGAGCUUCACUGGAGCCUCCUCUUGAAAAUUACACCAGAAUUGAAUCGAUUUAAUCGCAGUUGGUAGACUAUUCCAACUGCUGUUGCUGUCACGAAGAUUUACUCUGAAAUGAAAAUAUGAGUCAAGGCAUGCGUCCAAAAAUGAACAUGUUUGUUGUCACAUCCUGUGCUGGAAAAUUUUCUGAGUUAGGAGAGAAAAUUGUUCGUUUGAACAAAUCACUCAUCUUCAAAGUUUCAAAGCAAUUCAUGCAUUAUCAUAGCAUCAGGAGAAUCUCUGCGCCAAAAAUAAAGGAUUCGAGAAUGCUGUUUUAAUCGUUAAUCAACUUUGACACGAGUUCGUGAAUCAUCGUGAGUUCUAAGCUUUGCUUGAAGCACAGUAUAGCGAAAUUCCAUAUUUUACAGAGGUACGAUGGUUUGAUAGAGGAAAAAAUAGUGCAAUGAGCUUUUAACUUUCGUAAAGAAAUUGCAGAAUUCAUGUAAAGUAAGGGAAAAUCGGCUGAGAAUUAUAAAACGCGGAAUGGAUGACAGAUUUAGCUUUCCUGGCAGAUAUCACAAGCCAAAUUCAAAGCACAUGAAAAAAAUCUUCAUUCAUUUUCUACCCAAUUCAAAUUCAAUGAUGGACAUGCCACUGAAAACAUGCAGAUAGAACUCUUUGAAACACAGUGUGAUCUAGACCUGCGGGACAACAUUGAAAACCACGAUCUUUUGGAUUUCUACUCUUGAUUUGUUUUCUACUUCCACAAGCGCGAACUAGGAACUAAUAAAACAUGCUCAUUUAUUGCUUAUUUGUUCGAAUGUUUGUACUGAAGAGUUUCAUUCUUGCAUUUUUAUAUUUUUUAUAUUCGAGUUUUCGCCGAUUAUGAUUUCGUAGUCCUACGUCAACAAUGUGGUCGUGUCUUACGAACAACCCUUCUUCAUUUGUUUUUUUUUUGCGGCCCGCGAUACCAUUUCUGAAUCGUGUUUGUGGCCCAUCUCAAUAAAAAGGUUGAGUAUCGCUGGUUUAGUGUAUCAACUUCCUCUCCGAAGUCCAUUCUCUCGUUCUCAAGCACACUCAAUCCGUGUUCCUUUAGGGGUAGGCUAGCCUUAACAGUGAAUCUCAUCAUACCAAAAAUUACAAAUAACUUCUCUAGUCAGACAAUGUGCGUGUGUACGUGUGGGUGUGGAAGCGAGAAACGCCCCCUUCUUGUAGCGAACGAAUGUGCCAAAAACAAUUGAAGAUGAAACGAGACGAGGUAAAGUUAGCUCUAAGUUAGACGGUAGGAGGAUCAAGAAAAGUCAAUUCAACUAUUAUAAGCUUGUGACCAAAAUGCAGCAACUUGCCGGGCGAAUGGGUACCCGAUCGAAGGAGUGAAACUCGGGAAAACGCAGAGAGAAGACCACACUAGCUAAUAUACAGAAGAAGUUUCAAAUUUCAGGACUACUAUUAGUGGGCAGACAAACCAUAAUGACUUAUAGCGGUUAGAUGAUGGAACUAAGGAAUGCGUAGAUUUUGUAUUCAGUCAGUAUCCACUAUAAAACACUUGUUAGAGAGCAACAUAAUAAACCAAUUCAUAGAAGAAGAAGAGGGAAGAUGGACACAAAGCGAAAGAGGGUCUAAAUAUUCUAAAUUUUGUACAUACAAUCAUUCCCGCUCCGCCGGAGGACACCGCGGGAAUGUUAUUCACGAGACAAGAAAACAAUAACGUGAGCAGAAAACACUCUGAAAAUGAAAGCGGAAGCGGAAAAAUAAUCGUGAAGGACAAAUUUAGUGAAAGACAGCAUAAAACCAAUGGGAAAAUUCUCAAUACACAAACAAAAAAUCAGCAUUAAAUCCAAUUGUAUAAUCAAAAAAGUCAUAAAUUAGUGUAACUAAACUUCUCUCGGAUACAUUGAAGAGCAAAAACAAAACGGAAUUAAAUAAACCAAACAAGCUAAAUUAAUAAAUGAGAACUAAAUUAGCGGUGAAUUGCAAGAAAACAAAAAAGCAAAUGAAAACUAUGAAAUAUUAUUACUAUUUAGAGAAUAUAUUUGUUAGUUGAUCGAAGUAGCGCAUGAAAAAAAUGAAAU